Messenger RNA from Ectocarpus siliculosus, 2090 nucleotides. The record is from the annotation of a GenBank genome assembly. NCBI's taxonomy places the organism in Eukaryota, Phaeophyceae, Ectocarpales, Ectocarpaceae.
AGAGCCGUAUUUUUUUCAUCGAGAGGUAAAUGUCGCGGAAUAAUGUCGCUCGCACGGCGACGGCCCUCCUGCUGGGACUGGCGGUCGCUUCCGUCCGCGUCGAAGGCCAAUAUGGCGACAUGGACUUCGAAGGCAUGAUGGACGGCUAUGAUGAUUACUUCGGGGACAUGAUGGGCAUGGGCGACAUGAUGCCGGGGAUGGGAGGGAUGUUUGGGGGCAUGGGGGGCGGGAUGGGUUACGGGGGAUACGGGUACGGGGACCCGGAGCCCUCGCACACGGAUCUCGCUGACAUGGCUGAAGUGGAGAAGUUCAUGACCGCCGACCCGCUAACGCCGUGCGUGAUCGGGUUCUACGACGAAGACACGGAUGGUGCUGACGUCAUGAACUACAGGACCGCAGCGCAGAGAAUGUCGCAGACUGGAGUCCGGUUCGGUCUCGCGACGGAGGAGGACAUCCUGGAGGGGCUCAAGUACAAGUCCGGCCGCGUGAUGGCCUACCCCGCGAAGCGCUUCCUGGAGGACGGCGACCGGCCAAAGCAGCGGUACCCGGGCAGCGGCGCUCUCGACCCAGAGUCGCUCCAAAUCUGGGUAGUGAAGGUCGUGACUCCCCUUGUCGGCCUCUUCACGUGGGAAAAUGGUGGGCUGUACCAGGAGGUCGGCUUGCCGGAGCUGACGGCGUACACGAAGGUUGACUUGGAGGAGGACGGCGAGCACUUCGACGCUGUCGCGGCCACACUCCGCAAGGUGGCAUCGGCGAGCCUCCCGGAGAAGAAGUUGUCGUACGUCAUUGCCAAUAAGGAAGACGUGGCCUCUUUGGCCUCAAGGUUUCAGUUCCCUGAACCCGAGGGCGAGGAGGCUCCUCAGGCCGUUGCCGUCGGCAUCCGCUCGGAGAACAAGUUCUACCGCAUGGACGGGAAGUUCGACGAGAAGACGGUGGCCGAGUUUGUCGAUGCGUACCUCAAGGGCUCGCUCAAGCCGACGCACGUAGAAGCGCUGGAGGAGGGCAUGGAGUCUGCCGGGGCUGGCGAUGAAAUAGACGACGAAGAUAGCGACGUCGUGGUGUUGACGCCGGACAACUUCGACGAGGUAGUGAGGGCAGAAGGGACAGACGUGAUGCUCGAGUUCUACGCCCCGUGGUGCGGGCACUGCAAGUCGCUCAAGCCUGUGUACAACGAGGUAGCAGACGAGGUGUCAGACAUGCCGUCGGUGGUGGUGGCCAAGAUGGAUGCCGACGCGCACACGCCUCCCGCGGAGUUCGAGGUCCAGUCUUUCCCUACCCUGUUGUUCUUGAAGGCCGGAGACAAGGCCAACCCCAUCCCGUACGACGGCCCGAGGGACAAGGAGGCCAUGGUGGCCUUCAUCCGGGAAAACGCCACACCCCCCGCCGCGUCCGCCGGAUCCACCGAGUUGUGACUCGACUCGUAGGCGUGUGGUUAACGACCGACAGCGUUCUUCUGUGGCGAUUCGUAGAGGGGUGGUUGACGAGCGACAGCGUUGCUUCUGUGGGAGGAUAACGUGUGAAAGGAUACCCUCCAGUGUCCUGCAGCGCUAUGCGACUCACGUCUUUCAGCCUCUCCGAAAGAGCCAAUUUCACUUGGCCUCAGGUCGUUACACCGGCCGUCAUGCGUACGGCCUUGUUGACGUGGGAUGGUAGGGGGGAGGGGUGGUACGGGCUACACCGCAUCGUGCCAAGUGUUGAGGUGUGUCCUACUGAUGCACUGAGCUUUUGUGUUUCGUGGGCGGUUUGUCUUUCGAUCGGGGGAGUAAAAUGACUUACACCUCUCCUGGGAUGCUUGGGAUGCGUUUGCCGUGCGAGAGUCGUGAGCGAAUAGCGCUUUCGUGCCUACCCCAUAGCAACGAACUAAAGUUUGACGUCAUGUAUACAGUAGCGCUUUUCGGUUGUAUUUUGUAUCCGUACGCCAACGUAAGCUGGAAGCAAUUAGUUCUAGCGCGGUCGCCACCGAAGAGAUCCCUUCCCCUUCCAUGAACAUGGAUAGUCCUGGUGUCCUGGUGUCAUGUCAGAGUGUGAAGCCCUGUUUCCCAUCGUUCUCAACCUUUCGUAAAUGCACCUUUGCCAAUACGUUUUGCCUG